Hypoxylon fragiforme is the source of this 877-nucleotide messenger RNA. Its product is annotated as cell-cycle control medial ring component-domain-containing protein. The transcript has 2 exons. The record is from RefSeq and is a predicted model, not a curated record. Lineage: Eukaryota; Fungi; Ascomycota; Sordariomycetes; Xylariales; Hypoxylaceae. Gene Ontology annotation, biological process: post-translational protein targeting to endoplasmic reticulum membrane. Gene Ontology annotation, molecular function: protein binding. Bases 181 to 795 code for a protein of 204 amino acids.
AGCUUCAGCCACAAGUGGGAUGCUGUGUGGCGGCGCCUUGAAUGUGGGACAUCGUGAUCGUCACCUAACAGGAACUGGGCUUGGGUUGCUCAAGUUUGCGACAUAACUCAGAACACUGCAAUUAUUCACACCUCCCAGACUGUCAAAACACCUCCAACAAAGCCGAACAUAGUCAUAAAUAUGACAGAAUUAUCUUUCGCCAAGUCGUUCCUAACGGCUUUGGACAACCGUCCCGUGAAGUUGUCUCCCGACCAUGUCGAGGAUCCCAAGACCUACGCGGCGCGCGGCGCUUACAUACUUCCCAAGAUGCCAAAGCCCAUGAGCAAACGCAAGUCCGCUGCCGUUGCCCCAGGCCAGGAACGUAGCCUCACCGUUGUCGUCAAAUCACUACGCAACCCACCACUCGACGUCAAGCUCUCAGCUCUGACCUUGAACACCUCUGUAUUAGACAUUAAGACUGCCGUAUCUGAGGACACAGGAAUACCGGUGGAGAAGAUGAAGUUACUACACAAGAAGAAACCGAUUGCAGACAGCAAAGUGCUCAAAGACGUAGCUGGCGAAGCAGAAACAACUGUCGAGUUCUCGGUUAUGGUUAUGGGUGGAGCCUCAGUUAUUAAGACUCCGCCAACACCAGCACAAGCAGAGGUCGCGCAAGGACAAAGUGGCGGAGAGGUUCUAGAGACCAAGGAGUUCUGGAGUGACCUGAAAGGAUUCCUACUGCAGCGAAUACGUGACGAGAAAAUGGCCGAGGAGUUGGCAGACACAUUUCAAACUGCAUGGAAGACAAAGGCUUGACCUAUGGAACAGCUUCACCUGAAUGAAUAGAUAUCCAUUGUUGAUAGCAGAAGCAUUCAGUUUCUAGGUACUUAAUAGUAUG